Messenger RNA from Scedosporium apiospermum, 3384 nucleotides. RefSeq names its product GTPase-activating protein GYP5. NCBI's taxonomy places the organism in Eukaryota, Fungi, Ascomycota, Sordariomycetes, Microascales, Microascaceae. The coding region runs from base 1 to 3384 and encodes 1127 amino acids. The transcript has 3 exons. The record is from RefSeq and is a predicted model, not a curated record.
AUGGAGCCUUUCCUACUCGGUGGAGGAGGAACGAACUGGCAGACACCCGCCCAAGCAGAACCCGAGAAGUACCAAUAUCAAUACGGCACCAGCAAUCAUGUCUCUGACCCGACCACCACCCCCACAAAAAGCAAUACCCGCGAGUCAGGCCCAACGGUCGCCACCGUGGUCCCUGCCGCCACAAUGGAGAACAAAAGCAACAAUAGCUACAGUAUAGCGCAGUCCGACGAGACACACGACUCCAUGGUCACCAUUCCCCUGUCCGGCCCUCCCUCCCUCGCCAUCGAUACGAAUGUCCCCGUCCCGGUGGGUCCGAGCUGGUUGGGUCGGAAUGUCGAGACGAUAGAACACGUGCCGGACGAGGAGACUAGUUCUAAUGUCUCGGUGGUUGAGGCUGAUGAAUAUCACGAUGCAGUUACGCAGAACGACGAGGAUGCGCUGGAUGAUACUACCCCGAAGCAGGGGGAUCUAGGACGGAGCCUUGAGGCGGAGCUGCAGCAAACCGAAGAGUCGGACGGCGAGAACGACGUGGUGGAUCGGAACCUAAAUACCCCUACACCUACAACACACACGCGAGAAGCUUCUGUGAAUUGGGAUGAAUUACAGAAGACGGAGGAUGAGCAGCCCAAGGACGAGCAGACCGAAACUUCUACGAAUCUAUUACGUGCCAGGCUGGAACAGGAAAAUGCAAAGCUAGAAGAGAGCCCCAAGAACAAUCGAAUAGAAUCCAUCAAGCAGCGAGACCCACCCCAACAACGACCGACUCCUCCCUCAAUAUCCCAGCUCAAGCGCAUGGUCAACGGCCCUACGCCCCAAGCUCUCCGCUACUCCAUGCUCCCCCCGCCCCCGAUGACCGACCUCGAGUUCUACGCGGCCCUCGUAAAGGACUAUCAACAAACGGCCGAGCGACUACCCACAUUACUAACGAAUAAGAUACGGAAAGGUAUACCUCCGCCGUUGCGUGGCGUAGUCUGGCAGAGCAUAUCGGGCGCCCGGGACCCGGCGCUGGAAGAGCAGUAUGACCGGCUUUGCAGCGAAUCGAGCCCGGUCGAGCCCUUGUUUAGCAAGGAGCUUGCGCGGAGUUUCCCGGGCGUCGACAUGUUUCGCGAACCUGGCGGCGACGGACAGAGAAUGCUUGGCCAAGUGCUCAAGUGCUUGAGUAUUUACGAUCGCGAGAUUGGGUACUGCCAAGGGCUGGCUUUCCUGGUUGGGCCGUUGCUCAUGCAUAUGCCUGGCAAGGCUACCUUUUGUGUUCUUGUUCGAUUGAUGGAACAAUAUGAUUUACGCCGCUGCUUCCGUCCCGACUACGCAGGGCUGCACCUCCGAAUCUACCAGUUUCGCCAGCUCCUGCGGCACAAUCUGCCCACAUUGUCGACCCACCUCGAUGAUCUGCGAGUUGACCCGUCCUACGUUUCACAGUGGUUCCUCGGCUUCUUCGCCGUGACGUGCCCCCUGCCCAUGUUGUUUCGCAUCUACGAUGUGCUCCUGGCCGAGGGAGCCACCGAGACUUUCAUGCGCGUGGCCCUGUCGCUGAUGCGCCGGAACGAGUCCAGAAUCCUGGCCUGCACGAGGUCGGAAGACGUAUCUCAUUUCCUGCUCUCGAGGGGGAUUUGGGAUUCUUACCAUUACAAUGCCGAUGAGUUUGUCCAGGAUUUUAUCAGCCUAAGCGGAGAGGUUGGACGAGAAAAAUUACUUCAAUUGGAAAUUACCUUUAAGGAAUCGCAAUUACCAACGGGAACAUUACCGAACCAAACAUCAGCAGUCGAGUCGGGAUCGGCCCAUGUCGGCGACACGAGCAGCAGUGCGAACGCGGUGCGAGCGUCGGAGGAUAUUAUUAACGCAGCAGCUUCGAAAUUCCUGGGACGUGCGUCACCUUCUUCUCCUUCUUCAUCGUCACCUACUUCAUCGUCACCUUCUUCGUCGCCAUCGUCAUCGACCAAGCCGGCGAACCUGAGCCCUGGGCUCAGCGCGCCGUCGACGCCGGUGACGAUGCUGCGGAGGAGCGGGUCGAAGCAGAGUUUGGCGUCGACGCUCAAUUCCAUGGAGGCGAGCUCUGUCAGCGUCGUUAGUAGCGCGUCGACUGGGGUCACGAGCGUGUCGAGCCAGUCAUCAUCAUCUUCUUCUUCGGAUAGUAUCAAGGACAACCGGCUGUCCUCACCGGUGGGGGGCAGCGGGAGCACCUCCGAAACAACAACAACGUCAACAAAUGUCGUUUCCGUUCCACCCGCCGUCGGUAGCCCCGUCAUCAUUCGCAGUGGUAGUAGCGCGGGCGGCAGCAAUAGCACGGAGCGCCCACCACCAUCGAUCGCGAAGAAUCCGUCGGAAGAGAAAUACCUGCACGACCAGAUCGAGGACCUGCUCAUGGUCCUGAGCGAACUGCAGCGGAACCAAGCCCUCCUAGCAAGCCAACUAAAGCAGGAGCAAGCCGAGCGCGCCGAAGACAAAGAAGUCGUACGCGUGCUAGCCAACACGCUUCGAUCGGGAGGCGCCGUGGUCGACACGGGCGCGGCCGAACUGCAGGCCGUGGAGGAGAGGUUCGGCAUCUACGCGGGCCAGGACGGGCUUUCCCCCUUGCCGUCGAAGACGCAGCUCUACGAGGACCUCACCGAGGCCAAGGAGAAACUCGCGGCGGCCCUCGCCGAGUCACAGCAGUACAGCAGACGCAUCUACGAGCUCGAUCAGGAGGUCGCGAGCCUUAAGCAGACAGUGCGCGAGAGCCAUUCGCAUGUGCGUACGCUUCAUCAAGAGAAGCAGAGGCUUGAGAAGCAGGUGCAUACUAUGCGGACGCGGGCGUCGGCGGCGUCCAAUAAUAGCAGCGAGGGCGUGUUCGGCGUCGUGUCUAGAGGUCGGACGGAUGUUCCUGGCGCUGGUGUCGGAGUAGGAGGAGGGACGGGUGGCGAUGCACGCAUGUCGAUGCUGGGGAAUGGGCUGAGGGAGUUUAAGCUCGGACGGAGCGGGUCGCCGCCUUCGGGGCCAUCAGCGUAUAACCGACGGACAUCAUCACUCGCUCCUGCAAACACCAACGGUGCCAACAACAAUAACCAAAACAACGAGGAUAUGCUCCUCCGCGAGCUCGUCCAAGCAAAGACAGCCGAAGCAAUCGCCAAGGAAGAGGCCGACGAAGCAAGGCAGAAACUCGACGCCUUCAAGAGGGCGUACGGCAUCCCUUCGGGUGAGAAUCCGCCGCCGUUAGGGUCGAGCUUGACGGUUGCUUCGGCGGCGCAAGCUGCGCAGAACGCGGGACAGGCUGCUAUGGGGAUUUUGGGGAGGUUUGCGGCUGCGGCGGGGACAGAUGGGGGGAAUAAGGGGGCAGCCGCGGCUGGAAAUGGAGGAGGAGGAGGUGGUGGUGGUGGUGGUGGUGGGUUUUGGGGGUGGAGGAGAUGA